AUGAAAAAGCGAAAGACAUCUGAGUCUGGAGCUGCUGUGAUAACCGCUGUGGCGCCAGCACUAUCCACCGAUGAUGUGCGAGUUUCAGCGAAGGACAGAAAUAUCCAGAAAAAUGGUAAUGGCAAGCCCCCGCGAAACACGAAUGAGCGAUUCUCGAGGAUAAAACCCCAAAAUAUACCUUCAGAACACCUUCUGGACAACGGGUACGAAGCAAAGGGCGGUAUCAGUAAUGACUAUGGUAGUCGUGCACACCAGGACUUGAUUGUCACACGGGGUGCAGGGUUCAGGAAGGAGAAAAACAAGAAGAAAAGAGGUUCAUAUCGCGGCGGAGAAAUCACUGUGAGCAUGCUCUUUCUUCGGUGUUGA
Messenger RNA from Suillus bovinus, 366 nucleotides. RefSeq names its product SRP40, C-terminal domain-containing protein. The transcript is spliced from 2 exons. The record is from RefSeq and is a predicted model, not a curated record. Bases 1 to 366 code for a protein of 121 amino acids. Gene Ontology annotation, cellular component: nucleoplasm; nucleolus. Lineage: Eukaryota; Fungi; Basidiomycota; Agaricomycetes; Boletales; Suillaceae.